AUGGCAUCCUCGACGGUCCCUGGCACACUGCCACCACGAACGCCAGAGCAGCAGCAACAGCAGCAGCAGCCGUACCUGCAACCGCAUCGGCAAUGGUCGCCUCACACUACCACUGCCGCCGUGCCUCCUUCGCCCCACACCAUCGACUCUCUAGCACGACAACUCUAUCGCACACAGCUCGAGGCAGCUCCCUCGCCCACAGCAGCCACCUCCACGGCCAUAUCACAUGGCUCUGCCCCUCAGACACCUAGCUCCCCUGGCAACGACAAGCCGCUGCCUGCCUUACCACCCGCCCGGACGCCCUCGCAGCUCAGCCAUCAGAGACAGAACCAGUAUCCCUAUAGUCCAAGCAGUCGGAUGCGCGUAGCUUCUACUCCCCUCAUGAGCAUACCUGCUGCUAACGUCGCUGGACCGUCCAGACUACCAGAUCAUGGCCAAGCGGGCAGCUGCUGGGAUGCUCGACAGGUCUCGCACCCGCACUUCUGGCUACCGAAUAUUUCCCCCCCUCCUCAGCCUAGGCCAAGACCUAGCGCACCGUCUCCUUCUCAAAGCUCCCGUGAGAGGCUACCUCACAUGCCCACUCUGGCCAGCUCUCAUGACGUACGAGCGCCGCCGAGGAGACCACUUCCUGCGCCUCCCGUCAGACCAGCUGACGGCCCUACUCAGACUUCGAUGGGCAGCUCGACGCACCUGGGUGAGAAAGCACAAUUGAUGGCCCAGCAGCGGCAGCAGACGCCCAUCGUCCGGCAGCCUUUGCCACCCUCGUAUGAGACAUUGUUCGGGGACUCACUACCUCCCACUUCGGAAACAGCGGCUCGCCCUAUCAGACCGGGCGUCAGCACUGCUGCACCACCGACUACCCCUGCCCCUGCCUUGAUACGACCUCCGGUACCUCGUUCUGUCAGUACGCCUGUUGCUCGGAAGACGCCCGCUCCAGCCACACCCUCAAAGCGGAAACCUGUGCCAUCGCUUGGCACGCCAACAACGUCUGCGAGCCCAGCUGCUGCAAAGAAGGGGUUCACUACCUCUGCAGAAGUACCACCGGCUAGUGGACAAUGCUGGGGUAUCAAGCGGGAUGGAGGCAGGUGUACUCGAGCAGUGGGACAGAGCAGCCGACCAGCCAAGAGCCCUGGACCGGGCAGAACUCGACAUAGCUCUGUCAGUCCUACAAAGAGCCCUCCGGCUGCGACCAGGCAGCAACAGCAACGGCAGAGGCAGAGACAGAAAAGCGCCCCUCCUGGAGCAACCUCACGCUCCUCGUCCGCUAGGCAGGAUCAGCGCAGGGCACAGGGUAGAAAAAGUCGACCGAUCGUCGUGGACGACGACUCUGAUCCCGAAUUCGAGAUUACUACAAGCAGCGAUGACAGUAGUACUCGUGUCGCUUCGUGGUCAGGGGAGGGAGACACUCUAGACGACGACGACGAAGCUCUUCCCCUCUACUGUCAUCAGCAUGCCAAGGAGAUCAACAAGACACAAGGCUUCCACACUGCUUCUAGCCCAGCUCGUUACAUCCCCUUUUCGGAGUAUAUCCCUGCGACAAUCUCUGACCUCACCGCCGCACGCAUGCGCACAGCGAUGGUCGAGCCCCUCUCAGAGGCAGAUCUAGCAGAAGAGGGAUACAUCUACAUCUAUGAGAUCCUCGAGAAGCAAGGUCUUGGUAGUACAGCUAGCGGUCUCUCUUCUACUGCUGCCUCUUCCGCUUCACCCUCUCGAGCUGGGAGUAGUACCUGGCUCAAAGUAGGUCGCAGCGUGAAUCCAAUGGCCCGAAUGGCACAAUGGCGCUCGCAGUGCUCCUCUCGGGAAGCCCACCUGCGCGCUCUCCUACCCUUGCUAGACUCUGCCAUGAGUCAGAGCAUGAGCACUUCAAUUGGCGGUGGAGCAGGAGUGGGAGCAGGAGUGGGAGCGGGAGUAGGGAGCGGUUCCGGGAGACAGGGCCUCCUCGUCGGUGCGGAUCGAGUCCUAACGCGUGGCAUCGUAGGCAGCCAUCGUUGGGAAAAGCUUGUGCACCUCGAGCUCAGGGAAAAGUGCUCCUCACCCUCCUCCUCCUCCUCCUCUUCCUCUGCUCUCGUAGCAGCUGGAGAGGUUGCCGACAAGUGCAGGGACUGUGGUAAGAGACAUCGUGAGAUCUUUGCUGUGCCUGGCGAGAUUGGAUUUGAAGGCGUCAAGGAAGUGGUGCUGAGGUGGGAGCGGUUUGUCAGGGAGGUGCAGUGA
Molecule: messenger RNA, 2211 nt
Organism: Microstroma glucosiphilum
Lineage: Eukaryota; Fungi; Basidiomycota; Exobasidiomycetes; Microstromatales; Microstromataceae
Exons: 1
Coding region: 1-2211 (736 amino acids)
Source: RefSeq, a predicted model, not a curated record